AAGGCUACUCAACCACUCUUCCCUUUUCAACUUAUCUUCAUCCCCAACCCCUCUCUCUAAAAGUCUCCCUCCCUCUCCAUCUCUCUCACCCCCGCCCUUCAGUCAUGGAUCAUAACAGGAGAUGCCACGAAUUGACGUUCUUGCACUCCGGCAACUUCCUCCGUGAAGCCCCUGUCUCCACACCCAUGGCUGACUGCCAUGCUGGGAAUCCGAGCCACAACACGAUCAACCGGCCUCCGAUCAGAGAAGUGGACUUCUUUUCCGUAAACUCUCGGGACAAGUUCGAUGAUGAUAUCCGAGAGAUGAAGAUGAGUAAUGGAUCAAGACCGACAUCCAAGUCCGACCCCCGUGAUGGAUCAAACUUACUUUCUCUGCAUUCGGGAAUGACUAGGACAACGGGCGGUGAGGAUAAACCCGACGCCGAGUUGAGAGUGCUCGAGGUCGAGCUGGAGAGGUUACACGAGGAGAACCGGAAGCUAAGAAGCAUGCUGGAUCAUAUCUCCAGGAAUUACAGUAGCCUCCAGUCUCAGCUUCUCAUAGCCAUGCAAAAGCAAGCCCAUCAUCAGGUUCGUCUCCAAGAUAAGGAAGUCAUGAAGAGCAGGUCAAGUCCAAUUAAGUCAACUCAGCAGUUGACGGACCGAGGGCCACCAGAUGUAAAUGAUCCGAAAGUCCCCGAUGAGAAGACGACCGGAGAAGCCUCAUUCUCUCCAACAUCUAACAUGGAGGCUCUGUCCAAGGAAAGCGACCAUCUGAUUACUCCAAGGAACAAGUUCCGUCAAACCUGCAGUCUUAAUAAUGAGGAUGAUAAUGUCGAUCAGAUGUCUCAGAGCUGGGGUUCCCCAAGAAAUGAUCCAAUAUUGAAGCCGGAACAAGCCAAAGAUGACCAACCGGAGCCGGCCUUCCGGAAGGCCAGGGUGUCGGUCCGAGCUAGAUCUGAAGCCCCAUUGAUAAGUGAUGGCUGCCAAUGGAGGAAAUAUGGUCAAAAGAUGGCGAAGGGCAACCCUUGUCCUCGAGCAUACUAUCGGUGUACCAUGGCUGCUGGAUGUCCGGUGCGCAAGCAGGUGCAAAGAUGUCCCGAGGAUAAGGGUAUCUUGAUAACAACCUAUGAAGGGAAUCACAGCCACCCUCUGCCACCAGCGGCUAUGGCGACGGCCAGCACCACCUCGGCUGCGGCAGCCAUGCUUUUGUCAGGAUCAACCACUAGCAAGGAAGGCCCAGCUAAUAACAACUCCGCCCUAUUAUUCCCUUCGUCCAUUCCAUAUGCCUCAACGAUGGCCACGCUCUCGGCCUCUGCCCCAUUCCCCACUAUAACCCUAGACUUGACCCAAACUCCCAACAGUCUCAUGCAAACAUUUCCACGUACCCAUCUACCACCCUCAACUUCCACGUUUCCCUUUCCCUUGCAUGGCUAUUCCCAGCUUGCUGGGCUAGGGUUGGGGCAUACGAUGUACGGUGAUGGCAGCAGUCCUGGACACCCGAAGCUUCCCGUGCUACCAGUACCGGCCAUGCAACUCGGGCAGCACCAGGCUUCCCUUUUCGAGACGGUCAAAGCCGCCAUCGCCUCUGACCCAAACUUCACUGCCGCCUUGGCUGCCGCCAUAUCCACUGUCAUCGGUGCGCCUCCUGGCAGUGCAGAUGGAAGCAAUGGCGGCGGCAAUGGUAGGAACGAGAAUUCCACCAUGGCCGGCAUUGCUCCGGUGCUACCUGGGUCCCCGCAUCUUCCUCAAUCUUGCACCACUCUCUCCACCAACUCUUGAGUCUAUAAUUGCCCACACACGUACCUCUAGGGUUCAUCCCAAAAUACAUUUCAAAGUCCCCUUUUCUUAAAGUUGGGAACGUGCGUGCACACCUCCAUUGGCCGGCUGGCAUCAUGUUGAUUAAAUUCAUCGAAUACUCUUGAGGUACAAGUUGAAUCUUCUGAUCAACUUGACGUUCUAUACCAACUCGUUCUUGCAAUUGCAGUGAGUCGGGAUAUAUAAAAUCAGUUCCACAUUUAUUUUCCCGAAUAACCUUGACUAUAAUGUUUAAUAACUUCAUGUUUGCCAGCCUUGAAGCUGCCGCUAGAGUGGAGUAUAAUGCAGGUCGGGUGGGUAAAUGUUGUAGAAGAGAGUUUUACCCGGAAGCUACCUUUGUACAAAAAUAGUUAAUUAAUAUGUCUUGUAUGAUAAGGUGAAUACAAUGAAGAAGACACAACCACGUACAUUUUUACCCUUGCAUAUAUUUCCUGUUCAUAUAUAUCUAUCAAUGCAUAUAUUUGUGCCUUA
This is a messenger RNA of Punica granatum (pomegranate), 2264 nucleotides long. Lineage: Eukaryota; Viridiplantae; Streptophyta; Magnoliopsida; Myrtales; Lythraceae. The record is from RefSeq and is a predicted model, not a curated record.